Molecule: messenger RNA, 165 nt
Organism: Cadophora gregata
Lineage: Eukaryota; Fungi; Ascomycota; Leotiomycetes; Helotiales; Ploettnerulaceae
Exons: 1
Coding region: 1-165 (54 amino acids)
Source: RefSeq, a predicted model, not a curated record
AUGGAGGAAAGGUGUAUGGCUAUGGAGAAGUAUGGCGCCGUGUAUUAUGCAAACCCUGAGGAUUGCGAGCCUGUGAAGGCGCUGUUGGCGGGUUUCGGGGAUCACGAGAGAGAACCAAGAGAGAAUUACUACUAUGAAGUUGCGGAUAUGUUUCGCGAUGUAUAG